Messenger RNA from Lingula anatina, 3052 nucleotides. Its product is annotated as retroviral integration site protein Fli-1 homolog. The record is from RefSeq and is a predicted model, not a curated record. NCBI's taxonomy places the organism in Eukaryota, Metazoa, Brachiopoda, Lingulata, Lingulida, Lingulidae. Gene Ontology annotation, molecular function: DNA-binding transcription factor activity, RNA polymerase II-specific; sequence-specific DNA binding. Gene Ontology annotation, biological process: cell differentiation; regulation of transcription by RNA polymerase II. Gene Ontology annotation, cellular component: nucleus.
GUGGAGGUUUUCCGGAGAUACAGGCCUCGUUUCCUUCGUGAACAAGUCUGAUAACGAUUUAGAGGCCACAGAGGAACCAUUAGGAGUUGAGAAACCACGGGGGACAGAAUCGGACUCGGUUUCGCAGGAUUUGUUUUUAAUCAAUCGCUCUGAUAAAAAACCAUAUACUGACACAGAAGAAGGCCCGGUUAAACACUGCGAGGUAGAGAAUUGCGAAGUUUCUCAAAGGAGCAAGACAAACACAGUAUUUGCCGAGGUUGGAUAUUUGCCACCUCAUUACGGCAUUGACAAUCAUAACAAACCGGCAGACGAUUUUAAAAUAGGGUGCCCACGAAAUAUAAAACAGUCGUCUGUGGGGCCGAAUUACUGGAAAGAUUUUGAAGAGACAUACGCUGGACCGCCUAAUAUAAUAUUUCACAAGUCUUCCACGUUGAAUAAAACAAAAAUCAAAUUGAAAAGAGAGGACGACAUGCUGCACGCGCGGUCUUACGACUGGACCGACUGCGCCAUGGGAGGUGGCGCAGACCUAGGCGUGGCGGUGUCGUCUGCGUUGCAAGGAGGGUGUGAAGAAACGCAGAAUCGAUCCGCCUUUAAUACACCCCCGCCUCUUGGGUCCAACACCGUAGACUCGUAUCAAGUAGUAAAAGACAACUUACCCAGAAAUUACAAAAGUAUGGAUUCAAGAAAAUUAUUCCAAUCAGAUUUUAAUCUCCAAAGCCAGCAAGCUGCCCCAACGGUGCAACAACAACAACAACAACACUUAACCAGCACCCCGCCUUCCACCACUGGGGGUAACAUCUCGUGUAAGAUAGAACGCCCGUUAUGUGAUAACAUAGACACUUGUCGCGCAGACGACUUGCGGAAUGACCAUCAUCAACAUCAUCAUCAUCAUCAUCACCUACAUCAGCAACAACAGAUGUAUCAUAUACAACAACAACAACAGCAACAACAGCAACGUUCCCACUCCCAAGGACAGCGGGUCAUCGUGCCUGCCGACCCCCUUCUGUGGACGGCCGAUCACGUCCGUCAGUGGCUGGAGUGGGGGGUGCGAGAGUACGGGCUGCAGGGCUUGGAAAUAUCGAAGUUCCACGGAAUAGAGGGCCGCGAGCUGUGUCGAAUGACCAGGGAAGAUUUCAGUCAACUCACGACUCCAAAUAACGCCGACGUCUUCAUGGCGCAUCUGAACUUCUUGCAACAAACUUGUGUCCAGAACACAGCGAUGAGCAGUGAGCGCAUGCCCAGUAAACACUCUCCUACCCCGGCCCUGGGGGCGCCUUUUACGGACCAUAUAAAACCAGAUCCAGGCUAUGCCAAGCCGAGUUGGACCCCCCAGACCAGCCCAUCUCCUCAAGCAUAUCCACCUCAUGGAAUGACCAAGCCAAACAUGGAAUCGGCGCAUGCACAGUGGAGACAACCAGACCCUUACCAGCUUUUUGGGCCUAUGUCUAGCCGCCUCUCUACUUCCGGAAGUGGCCAGAUCCAGUUAUGGCAGUUCCUCCUAGAGCUGCUGUCGGACAGCGGAAACGCAAACUGCAUCACGUGGGAGGGCACCAACGGGGAAUUCAAACUCGUGGAUCCCGACGAGGUGGCUAGACGCUGGGGAGAACGCAAGAGCAAACCAAACAUGAACUACGACAAGCUGAGCCGAGCUCUACGCUACUACUACGACAAGAACAUCAUGACGAAAGUCCACGGGAAACGUUACGCGUACAAGUUCGAUUUUGCUGGGUUAGCUCAAGCUAUGCAGCCAGCUGCUGAUCCCGCCACAUAUAAAUAUCAGCAAGACCUGUUUAUGUCGAGCUAUCACCAUGCCAACUCAAAACUUAAUUUCAUGAACGCUCAUGCGCCGAUUUCAUCCAAUACGUCCGGGUUCUUUGCCGGCGCGGGUUCUUAUUGGUCCGCUCCUAGCGCCGCCAAUCUCUAUCCUAAUAUCUCCAAUCACGCGAUGACGCAUCACCACAGUCAUGUGACUCCAUCACAUUUAGGGUCCUAUUACCCAUAACUAGAACUGCUUUGUAAAAGCGCCAAUCUUACUGACUAAUAUCAGGAAUCGACUUCAGAAUUUGUUCUUUGAGAUAACAGCACAAAUUUCGGUAUUCCUUUUUUGUUAUACUUAUUGAUUGUUUAAGAAAAUAAUCAGCGUUGUAUAAUUCAAGCCAUUUUUUUUGGUAAUGUCACAAUAGCUUGAGUAGAUGUAUUACGAAAUAGUGUAUAAAUUCCGGGUUAGGUUUGAGCUAUGUGGCUAAAAGCCCAAAAGGAGAUUUAUAAAACCGUGAAGGCUUAUACAUCACAGGUCAAAGGAAACUAGAUACACUUUCAUUGACAUUUCCAAAGAAAAACUUAAAUUAUCGAGGUGUGUCUUUGAUUAAGUGUACUAUACAUCGUUAUCUCUUUUUAAUGACUAAGUAAAGAAAGAAAAAGAUAAAAAGAUUCUGAAACCAUCAUCUCAGGUGAUCAGUGUUCGUUGAUGAUCUCUGUAAAUGAUAUUAAUCUGACAAUCGAAUGUUCAAUUAAGUAGACUAUUUUUGUGCCAUAUUCUUCAGUAUAUAUAUAUAAUUUGUGUCAUUUAUGUUAUGGUAAGAACUGUAUCUUGGGACGGGGUGUAAUUAGUAUUUGUUUUUCUGCGAUAACGUGGGUGUCGUGUUACAGUUCAAAGCAUGGCAAUCGAUGCGGUUUCUUUAAGAAAUCAGCCAUUCGGAAAAUGUUGUCAGAAGCUCACACAUAUCUAUCUACCUAUCUAUGCGUCACAGUUUUGCUUGCGAGAAACGAAGACAUUCGCUACUAGUACUGUCAGUGUCCAAGAUACAUGAAUGUGGUAUUUUUGUGAUUUUUGUAAAUUAUUGCCGUUUGGGUUUGAAAAGUUGGUAAUACUUCUGAGUCAAAAACUCAAUUGAUAUUUGUAUUAUUUACUAUUUGUUAUAUUUAGAAUUAGAAUUAUACUAUUUAGUAGAGAAUCAUUGGCCUUAAUUGUUUUCAUUACGCCAUGAUGUACAGCUUGUAAAAACAUAUAAAUGUAUUAGUCUGUCUAUAAAUCUAGGAAUGUAAUUUGAAA